AUUGUGGAUCCCAGUCAGAUAUUGAACAACCGAUUAAUGAAGCUGGAAUGGCCCUCGCAAAGUCUCCUUUCUAAAUGCUUGCCGCAAUCUGCUUGUCCAUUGUCUUGUGUAAUGGGAGUGGAGGGUACUGUUAUACAUCAAUGGACACCCAGUAACAUUGACCCAGGCAAACGAUCCUUCUGCCAUCGCAAUAUUGCUCUCAUCACUUUCCCCAAUGGACCUAUCACUCUGGAGGGUCAUUGUGUCGCCAUUUGGGAGGAUUUAGGGCUCGACUUGAAACAAGGCGAUAAGAGAAAUCGCCCUCGUCAGGGCGAAUCACAACGUCUACAGAUCCUUGUCAGGGUGAAUCACAACGUCUUCAGAUCCUCCAGUGGAAGGGGCGAAUCACAAUGUCUUCAGAUCCUCCAGUGGAAUGCUGCCAAUCACAACGUCUACAGAUCCUCCAGUGGAAUGCUGGAGGGAUAG
Messenger RNA from Rodentolepis nana, 465 nucleotides. Lineage: Eukaryota; Metazoa; Platyhelminthes; Cestoda; Cyclophyllidea; Hymenolepididae. The record is from the annotation of a GenBank genome assembly.